AUGUUACAUGCUGGUAAAUUGUUUGUGGAAGAUGUUAAUGUAAAUCAUCACAAAAUAAUCAAGAAGGAAAACAAACAAUUUAAUAAUUCAACACCAAAUCAAUCCGAUAAUACUCUCCUUCAAAAUUUACUUUCAAAAUCUUCAUCAUCAAAAAGAAAGAAUUUGAUUAAUGAUAACAACAUCCAACAAACACCAACAAUAGACAAUCAAACAUUGAAUCAAUUAGCAGAUGCUUCAACACGUUCCAAAACAUCGGGUGCUGAUGUAUUAUUGCAAUUUUCACCUCUAGUUUCUGGCCAAAUCAAACAAGCACAAGUUACUUAUAUUUCUCCUCAUUCUGCUUCGGAAUCUGCCGAUUCAACUUCAAUGCAAGCUGGAGUUUUAUUGGUUGCUUCUACGAGAGCAGAUUUGAGAAGAGCUUUUAUUGAAAGAUUGUGUCAAGCUGCUGUGGAAAGAUCUGCAUUGGUUUACUCUAUUGCAACACAAGGUGGUGUCAAUGUUUCAACAGAUGGUGUUUACAAAUUAUCAACUCAUCCAACAUUAUCAAGAAGAGCCAUUUUGAAUGCAUUAUUGAGACAUGGAGCUCACUUAUUAGUGUUUGGUACAAUCAGCACGAGAGAUGAUGUCAUGUCUUUGAUGGAUGCUGCCUAUACAGGUUAUCAUUGUGUUGCUGAGAUUUAUGGUGAAUCAGCUCAUGACGUUCUUUCAAGAUUGGAAGCUAUUGGAGUUGAUGUUUCAAUGUUACCUCAAAAUUUGAGAAUAGUUGUUCCAGCAAAUACUACUUCAUCUCUUACAUAA
Messenger RNA from Naegleria gruberi, 798 nucleotides. RefSeq lists its product as uncharacterized. The record is from RefSeq and is a predicted model, not a curated record. The transcript is spliced from 2 exons. Lineage: Eukaryota; Heterolobosea; Eutetramitea; Acrasida; Naegleriidae. The coding region runs from base 1 to 798 and encodes 265 amino acids.